AUGCCUUUGUAAACGUUUAAAGUCGGAUCCUCACACAGUAUCCGAUUUUAGUUUUAACAUAAUAAAAAGGAAAUCAACCAAGCAUGUCGAAAAAGAAAGUGAAAUCUAAGGAGGAUUUUAUUAAUGAGCCUAAAGUUGUGGCUCUUCCAGGCCAAACUUAUUCUUAUGGACAGACCCCUGCUGCUCUUUGCAGGCAGCAUUUUAAGGAAAUUGCAGAGCAUCUUAAUAUGAGUGUUGAAGAACUGGCUAGAGGUGUUCUUGACAAGUCAGUUGGUGAUCAGUUGACGAUGCUGAAAGAUUUUUACAAGAGCAAAUUUCAAGAAACAGAUGCUAUCUAUCAACCACUUUUAGAGCUUUAUUCAUCUAAAGAAGAAAAAACUGAUGAAUCACCAGAAAAAUCUUCACCCCAAAAGAGAAAAACCAGUGAAGCACCUGCUGUCGCUGUGAGGAAAAAGAAAGUGUGCCCUUUAAUUUUGUCGAGUGAAAGCGAGACUGAGGACAAAACAAACAAAGCUGAUGUAAAGUCAUCAAAUAAAACAAGACGACAAGAUGUAAAAACCACGAUUAAACGACCCACCGCUGCGAAUGCGACAUUAUCAAAAAUCCAGAAUUCCAUUGAAGCUACAAUAGCUUAUACUGAAACUUCCACGACAGAAGAUAGCUCAGUAAAGCCCCUAAUUCAAGAGCCAGUGAUUGCUGAUUUUAACCCAGACAAACCAGAAGAAAUUAAAGAGAUAAUAUCAAAGACUACAAAUGAAGCACACUCGAAUCGGCCGAAUAUCAUCAAAGAAUCAACCAAAGAACCUAAAACUGUGAUAGAUGUUGUUGCUGGACCAUCGAAGACGACAACAACUGAAGAAGAAGAUUUCGAAACUUUCUUGUUCGGUAAAAGUCCUGCAAAAUCAAAACCUCCACCCAGAAAGAAACUCCAACAACGUUCGCUAGAAGCGCUUUCUCAGCCGACUCCUGAACGGACAAGACCUUUUACAUUUGAUGAAUUCGAUAGCCCUCCAUCAUCUCAGUAUUCCACUCCGGGACUGAGUACUUUUGAAUCGACAUGUUGUAGCCCUUCGUCUCGUCAACGAGAUCUUCUUUCGGUAGCUCGAGAUAUCGCCGCCCUCCAAAGAGUUGUCGCUUCCGGGAAGAAACUCGGUGAUUCCGUAUCAGUUUCAGAUACAAUUAAAUUUACAAAUUAAAACAGAUAAAGUUAAGAUCUCAAAUUUUUUUAUGUGUUUAUUUA
This is a messenger RNA of Daphnia pulicaria, 1240 nucleotides long. RefSeq lists its product as uncharacterized. The record is from RefSeq and is a predicted model, not a curated record. The coding region runs from base 84 to 1196 and encodes 370 amino acids. The transcript has 3 exons. Lineage: Eukaryota; Metazoa; Arthropoda; Branchiopoda; Diplostraca; Daphniidae.